Molecule: messenger RNA, 1098 nt
Organism: Ogataea angusta
Lineage: Eukaryota; Fungi; Ascomycota; Pichiomycetes; Pichiales; Pichiaceae
Exons: 2
Coding region: 1-1098 (365 amino acids)
Biological process (GO): aerobic respiration; vacuolar transport; riboflavin biosynthetic process
Cellular component (GO): cytosol; mitochondrial intermembrane space
Molecular function (GO): 3,4-dihydroxy-2-butanone-4-phosphate synthase activity
Source: RefSeq, a predicted model, not a curated record
AUGACUUUCAACACUAUUGAGGAGGCGCUCGAAGCGUACAAAAACGGCGAGUUUCUUGUUGUGAUGGACGACGAGGACCGCGAGAACGAAGGAGACCUGAUCAUCGCUGCAGAGAAGGUGACCCAGGAAAAAAUGGCGUUUCUGGUCAAGCACUCGUCGGGCUUUGUGUGCGUGCCUCUGAGCACAGAGCGUGCGGACGCCCUUGAUUUGCAGCCCAUGGUGCCGCACAACACGGACCGUCAUGGCACGGCCUACACGAUUACUGUGGACUACGGCGAGGGCACGACGACGGGGAUCAGUGCCCACGACAGGGCGUUGACCGUGCGGCAGCUGGCGAACCCGGACUCGAAGCCGGCGGAUUUUCUGCGUCCCGGACACAUCUGCCCGCUGCGCGCCCGGCCCGGUCUGCUCAGAGAAAGAGUCGGCCACACCGAGGCUGCGGUGCAACUGUGUGUUCUGAGCGGUCUGCAGCCGGCCGGAGCCAUCUGCGAGCUGGUCAAUGCCGACGACGGGCUGAUGAUGCGGUUGCCCGACAGCAUCGACGAGCGCGCCGCGUCGCUGGACGUGAAGAUCUCCAAGCUGAACACCGAGCUCGCGACGUACCAGCAGAAAAUGGCCAAGAUGCGCGACGGGCCGGGCAAGACAGCCGUCAAGCAGCGCGCGCUCAAGGUGCUGAAACAGCGCAAGCAGCUGGAGGCGCAGAAAGACCAGCUCGACGCGCAGAGCUGGAACAUCUCGCAGGCGCAGAUGACGACCGAAAACCUGAAAAACACCAUGAUCACAGUGGACGCCCUCAAGAGCAGCAACAAGGAGCUCAAGCGCACCUACGGCAAGAUCGACAUCGACAAGAUCGAGGCGCUGCAGGACGAGAUGCUCGACCUGAUCGACCAGAGCAACGAGCUGCAGGACUCGCUUGCCCGCAGCUACGACGUGCCGGACGACAUCUCGGAGAGCGAGCUUGACGCAGAGUUGGAGGCCCUGGGCGACGAGGUGGCCGAGGACGAGACGCCGGCGUACCUGGAGAUGCCUACGUUUGUGGACGAGCCCGCCGAGCCCGAGCAGGAGGAGACGGUGAAGGAGGGCGAACUGGUGCAGUGA